AUGCUUUUGAUUCAGCAGCGGGCAACACAGCUGCCAGGACCCCAGCGCAAAACACCACAGAAUCGGCCUCUGCGUCACCGCCGCCUUAUCUCAGGGAGCGAGACGGGAGAUGAACGCUUCGAGGAUUCUGUCUCAGGGAGCGAGACGGGAGAUGAACGCUUCGAGGAUUCUGUCUCAGGGAGCGAGACGGGAGAUGAACGCUUCGAGGAUUCUGUCUCAGGGAGCGAGACGGGAGAUGAACGCUUCGAGGAUUCUGUCUCAGGGAGCGAGACGGGAGAUGAACGCUUCGAGGAUUCUGUCUCAGCGAGCAAGACGGGAGAUGAACGCUUCGAGGAUUCUGUCUCAGGGAGCGAGACGGGAGAUGAACGCUUCGAGGAUUCUGUCUCAGGGAGCGAGACGGGAGAUGAACGCUUCGAGGAUUCUGUCUCAGGGAGUGAGACGGGAGAUGAACGCUUCGAGGAUUCUGUCUCAGGGAGCUUGAGGAAAAGUCUCUAG
This is a messenger RNA of Penaeus monodon (black tiger shrimp), 495 nucleotides long. RefSeq lists its product as uncharacterized. The transcript is spliced from 2 exons. Bases 1 to 495 code for a protein of 164 amino acids. The record is from RefSeq and is a predicted model, not a curated record. NCBI's taxonomy places the organism in Eukaryota, Metazoa, Arthropoda, Malacostraca, Decapoda, Penaeidae.